AUGGCGUCGACUGCCGACGAAGCCGCGGCCCUGCACGGUACCGACUGGGCUGAGAAUGGAGCGGCUAUGGAUGAACAGGAGGCUCCCUCUGAUAUGAUGCAAAUUAGCGAGAGCGAAAAACAAGCUACAGAUCUUGAUGUCCCUGAUGCUGUUGGUGAUGCUGUGUAUCCCCCCACUGUUUCUGCUACCGAAUAUGACCCUGGAGCAGCUAUUGUUCCCACUGGUGAUGAGGCUUCUGACGAAGAAGACGAAGGUGGAGAGGAAGACGAAGACGAGGAGGAAGAAGGUGAGGAUAACGAAGAAGACGCUCCCACAGACGAACCGCACGACGGUAUUACGGGUGUCAUAGAAUCGGCAGAGUUGACAAAUCCAACACCAACGGCUGCACCAGCGUCGAUUAAAAAACCGAAAGCCGUGGGUGGCUUCCUCGCUGAAGACUCCGACUCGGACGACGAAGACAAAACCGCACCGGCAACAGAUGACGGUGACGGCGAAGAGUACGACCCGGAACAGCUGACAAGCACCUAUGAACCCCCAGUGUCGACACACAAUGGGGCCCCGCCGACACCAGCCCCGAACGAUGGCCCCUACGGAUCCUCUCACAAUAAUACACCGCACGCCCAGUCUGCACCGCCUCCAGUACAGGCACCACCUCAGGGUGGCCCAGUUGUGCCGGUACCGCAGCAGGCCUCCGAGCUUCUCGCACCGCUUGGCCUUCCUGGUGCGACCUCUGUGGCCGCUCUUGAGACACGGGUCAAGGAUGACCCGCGCGGCGCACUCGACUCGUGGCUUGCAUUAAUCGAUGACCACCGUAGGAACUACCGAUUUGACGAGGCUCGGUCGACCUAUGACCGGUUCUUUGAAGUGUUUCCUCAGGCGGCUGAGAUGUGGGUUGCCUACCUCAAUAUGGAGCUCGAACUCGAAAACUUUACCGCGGCAGAAGCCAUCUUCAACAAGUCACUCACAAAGGUUGUCAACGUGCCGCUCUGGCUUGUUUAUCUCGACUAUGUGCGGCGGCGGAACAAUCUCACUGAUGCCGGUUCCGAGGCCCGGACGGUAGUUGCUCGCGCGUACGAGUUUGUCCUCGACAACGUUGGCAUCGACAGAGACUCUGGCCGAAUUUGGCAGGACUAUGUGCAGUUUAUCCGCUCGGGCCCUGGCACUAUCGGUGGCAGCGGCUGGCAGGAUCAGCAGAAGAUGGACCAACUGCGCAAGGCGUUCCGACGCGCCACCAGUGUACCAAUCUCCAAUGUUAAUCAGCUGUGGAAAGAGUACGACCAGUUUGAGAUGGGACUGAACAAGAUCACCGGCCGCAAGUUCCUCGCCGAGCGCUCUCCGGCUUACAUGUCCGCGAAGAGCGCCAAUACCGCGUUGGACAACCUGACUCGUGGACUGAGCCCAACGACGCUCUCGCACCUGCCGCCCGUCGCUGGUUUCGAGGGCUACCAGGAAUACAUGGCACAGGUCGACCUUUGGCAGAAGCGGAUUGCCUGGGAGAAGUCGGACCCGCUCGACUUACAAAUCGACGAACCAGAGGUCCUCAAGGCACGCAUCUUGUACUGCUACAAGCAAGCUCUGAUACCGCUUCGGUUCUGGCCCGAGCUCUGGGUGGAGGCGGCCGAGUGGUGUUUUGAGAAUGACAUCAAGGAGAACAACCGGGAGAAAGGCCUAGACUUUCUCGUUGACGGCAUCGAAGCCAACCCAGAGAGUGUCUUGCUCGCGCUUAAGCAUGCUGACCGGAUCGAAUCGACUUACCCUGUCGAAGAGGGUGACGAUGCCAAAGUGGCCCGUGGAGCCGCUGUCCGGAAGCCGUACGACAAGGUCAUCCAGGCGCUGCGCGAUCAAUACAAAGCCGUGCAAGAUCGCGAGAAAAACGACUUGGAGCGCCUCGAGGAGAGAUUGGCGGCCUCAAAUCAGCAGCCCAACAAGCACGAUGACGACGACGACGACGACGACGACGACGACGACCGCCGCGGGUUCAACGGCGAAACCCGCAAGACAGCGACGGACGAAGAGAGGGAAAGACAGACUGCUUUCAUUAAGCAGGGCUACGUGGUGCAGAUGGACACGGUCUCCAAGUGCCUGACGCACGUAUGGAUUGCCCUAGCUCGUGCGAUGCGUCGCAUCCAGGGCAAAGGCAGCCCGCAAGGUCCCUUGGGAGGCCUGCGGCAUGUGUUUGCCGAGGCGCGCAAAGGAGGUCGUCUUAAGAGUGACAUCUACGUUGCCGUUGCGAAAAUGGAGUGGAAGUGCUACAACGACAAGGCGGGUGGCAAGAUUUUUGAGCGCGGCGCCAAGCUGUUCCCCGAGGACCCGUACUUUAUGAUCGAGUACAUCAAGUACCUGACAGCCCACGGAGACAACACGAACUCCCGGGUUGUUUUUGAGACAUGCGUCAACAAGCUUGCACAGAAGCCGGACACUGUUCAUAAGGCGAAGCCUCUCCUGGCGUACAUGCACAAGCGCGAGGCCGAGUACGGCGAGCUGGCUCGUGUGAAUGAGCUGGAAAAGCGCAUGGCGGAGCUGUACCCCAACGACCCGAAACUGGCCCUGUUCAGCAAGCGGUUUGCAACGGAGAAGUUCGACCCGGUCAGUGCUCGUCUCAUCAUCUCGCCGGCGACGCAGCUUCGACCUCGCCUGAUCCUGCCGUCGGUCGAGAAGCAGCCGGCCUCCCUGCGCAACAGCCCGAUGCCUGGCCACGGAUUGCGGGGUAACAGCCCGCGGAUGCAGUUCUUGAACGCGCCAGGAGGCAGUGGCGGCGGCACCAACUCGCCCAAGAGGCCUUACGUCGCCGAUGACUACGACGACGCCAGCGGCAACCUAAACAACCCACCACGCAAGAUUCUCCGUGCGGUCGAACAGCGCGAGUUCCAGCGCGGCGAAUCACCCCUCAAGGGUGCAGCCGGCCGUCGUCUGGAUCAGCAACGGCGACUUGGCGGCGCCAGCGGUGGUGAAUAUGGCGGCUACGGGGGUGGUCCUGGUGGUGGUCCGCCAGCACCGCUGCCGACCAUGGUAACCUUUUUGCUUGGCCAGAUUCCGCCUGCUCCGCAAUACAACGGUCUCCGCUACACGGCCCCAGGCCUUGUGCAUCUGCUACGAGAGACGGAGAUCGACCCCAACGCUGCGUACGAGGCGUCACGGCGAGGCGGUGCUGGUAUCCGUAGCUAUGGUGCGGGCGGCCGUGGGCAGCACGUCCGGCAGGUAUCGGCAUCGGACUAUCAUGGGAGCAGGAACUCACCCGGAAUUGGUAGUGGAGGACGUGUUGCAUCGGGUGGCUACCAGCAGUCAUCGCUGCGCCCAGAUUCACAAGAUGCAUACGAGCCAUCGCCAGCGCAAGGCAGCGCACAGCAGUACGACUGGCAGCAGCAGCAGCAGCAGCAGCAGCCGCCACAAGGCCAAUUUGGCGGGUACCGGUACUGA
Molecule: messenger RNA, 3417 nt
Organism: Sporothrix schenckii 1099-18
Lineage: Eukaryota; Fungi; Ascomycota; Sordariomycetes; Ophiostomatales; Ophiostomataceae
Product: cleavage stimulation factor subunit 3
Exons: 3
Coding region: 1-3417 (1138 amino acids)
Biological process (GO): mRNA 3'-end processing
Cellular component (GO): nucleus
Molecular function (GO): protein binding; mRNA binding
Source: RefSeq, a predicted model, not a curated record